AUGCCCUCGUUGUCGCUCUCCGACACCCUGCCACUCCCCAAGUCCUCGGUGCGCAUCCCCCGCCUCGGGUUCGGCGUGUACCAGUCCUCGGCCUCAGUCUGCGUGCAGUCAUGCCUCACCGCGUUAGAAGUCGGCUACCGACACAUCGACACGGCGCAAUUCUACGCCAACGAGACGCAAGUGGGCGAAGCGGUCCAGAAGUCGGGGAUUCCGCGCUCGGAAAUCUUCGUCACCACCAAGAUCCUCUCCGCGGGCGGCAGCGUCGAGAAAUCGUACCAGAAAUGUCUAGACAGCGUGGAAAAGAUUGAUUCGGGCGGUUACGUGGAUUUGUUUCUUAUACACAGCCCCAACGCAGGCAGCAAGGCGCGGAAAGAGAUGUGGCUGGCUCUAGAGAAGCUGUACGAGGAGGGCAAAGCAAAGAGCAUCGGCGUGAGCAAUUAUGGCGUGGGACAUAUCGAGGAAAUGAAGAGUUAUGCAAAGGUGUGGCCGCCGCAUGUGAAUCAGAUCGAGCUUCAUCCUUGGUGCCAACAACGUACCAUCACCUCUUACUGCCAAAAACACGGGAUCGUCAUCGAAGCGUAUUCGCCUCUCGUCCGGAAUUACAAGGCCAACGACCCGACUCUAGUUGACCUGGCCAGGAAAUACAACAAGUCAACUGCGCAGAUCCUGAUCCGGUAUUGCCUGCAGAAGGACUGGGUGCCAUUGCCCAAGAGCGACAAUCCAGAGCGGAUCACGCAGAAUGCGGACGUUUAUGGGUUUGACAUUGCAGCGGAAGAUAUGGGCACAUUGGACGAUCUAGACCAAGGAGACGCAGGAGCCAUUGUGCAAGCCGUGAGCAAUGAGUGA
Capronia coronata CBS 617.96 is the source of this 846-nucleotide messenger RNA. Its product is annotated as alcohol dehydrogenase. NCBI's taxonomy places the organism in Eukaryota, Fungi, Ascomycota, Eurotiomycetes, Chaetothyriales, Herpotrichiellaceae. The transcript has 2 exons. Gene Ontology annotation, molecular function: oxidoreductase activity. The record is from RefSeq and is a predicted model, not a curated record. The coding region runs from base 1 to 846 and encodes 281 amino acids.